AUCUCCGCCCACACUCUUAGCUGGUCAAUGUCUCCUGACGCAACGUGAUCAGCAUAUAUUUAGCCCAGCGCUUCGCCGACCUGCGCUGCACCACGUAGCCAUCCAUCGCCAACACGCUAUCGCUAGGUACACACAAUACGUUCCCCGCAUCGCAACGCAAACAUGGUCCUCCACCACAUCAUGAUCCAGGUCCUCGAGGCCGACCUCGACGAAAUCGUCGCCUUUUACCUGGCCGCCCUCGCGCCCCUCGGCUACGAGGAGUCGAUGCGGUUCGGCACCGCCGUCGGCUUCAGCGCCGACAACAAGGUCCACACCGACUUCUGGGUCAUGGGCCAGUCCGUGAAGCCCAACACGGUCGCGCACAUAGCAUUCGGCGGCACCCGUGCCCAGGUCGAUGCCUUCCACGCCGAGGCCCUCAAGGCCGGGGCCAAGGACAAUGGAGGGCCGGGGAUCAGGGAGCACUACCACCCGACCUACUAUGGCGCGUUCGUGUUUGAUCCGGCGGGCAACAAUAUCGAGGUGGUGUCCUUUCAGGAUGAUGGCCCCAAGUGAGGUCAGGCGGCAGGUGUGGGCAUCACUACUACCCAUGAUAAGAGGCGGAGGAGCAAGAUGGCAUACUAGUAAUUGAAGUUCCCCCAAGUCUAGUCUCCCUACACUACCUUGUUUAGCAACAGGCCCUCAUAUCCCGCUCAAACACCAUGUCACCAGCCGUCCGCCAUCUAGCCAAAUAGCUUGCCCAAAGACAAUGCCUUGUUACUGGC
Gaeumannomyces tritici R3-111a-1 is the source of this 761-nucleotide messenger RNA. Its product is annotated as glyoxalase/bleomycin resistance protein/dioxygenase. The transcript has 2 exons. The record is from RefSeq and is a predicted model, not a curated record. The coding region runs from base 163 to 552 and encodes 129 amino acids. NCBI's taxonomy places the organism in Eukaryota, Fungi, Ascomycota, Sordariomycetes, Magnaporthales, Magnaporthaceae.